AUGGUGAUGCUCAGCACGGUCACAAAGGCAAACGAGUCCGUAGACUGCACAGGGCAGAGGGCCGUGGUAGCUGGGGCAACCCAAGGAAUUGGUGCUGGAGUGGCUCUCCGCUUCGCCCUGGCAGGGGCUUCAGUCUGGAUCGUGGGACGUAGCGAAGAAAGAGCAAAUGGAGUCCUGGAGAAGCUCAGGAUGGCAAGUGCCGAGGCCCACCGUAGAAAGUCGGCAUCAGGCAAGAGCCAAGCUCCAGACGAUCAUACAUUCUUCCAAGCAGAUCUGAGCAAGACAGAGGAGGUACAGAGGGUCGCAGGUGCAAUCGCGGACAAGGCAGGAGAGGGAGGUGUGGACUGGCUUGUCAUGACCCAGGGCGGACCGCCCACUGGAGUGCUAAAGCCCAAGGCAUCGCCCGCUUCCCCCGAAGGCGGCUUUGCAGUAGGCGUCUUUUCGCGCUUUGGGCUAGCAUACAUCCUCACUCAGCGCAACGUGGUCACAAAGGGCAUCUGCAACGUAUCCGCUCCAGCUCAGGGAGGCAAGAAGCCACUAGACGUCGAUGACCUGGAUCUCACAAAGGCAAAGGCAAGGGGAGACCUGUUUGGCGGGUGGCUUAGUAUUCCCACACAGGGUAUGAUUGGCAGCAGUGUCUUGGACUCAGUCACACAGACACUUGCCGAACGCAACCCAAAUCUCGUGGUCUCGCAUCUGUUUCCGGGUAUCAAUGGCACCGACGCCGUUUCGAACCAAGGCUUCCCCUCUAUUCUUGCUUGGGGCAGCAAGCUAGCCACCUCCCUUGGCCUGCUCUACAAGCCGGAGCCAGGCUCAUACCCAGAGGUGCCCUUCUACUUGCACGCGAAUCCAGAGGCGAACUCUAGAGUCCGCAAGGGCGAAGCCAACCUCUUCGGACCCACAUUGAAGAGGUAUGAGCCCAUCAGCCCCAAUGUACAGGACCCGGCAGUCAGGGCAAAGGUAUGGUCAAAGCUGGAGAGUUACCUGGAGGCGGCGGGUUCGUGA
Microstroma glucosiphilum is the source of this 1005-nucleotide messenger RNA. RefSeq lists its product as hypothetical. The record is from RefSeq and is a predicted model, not a curated record. NCBI's taxonomy places the organism in Eukaryota, Fungi, Basidiomycota, Exobasidiomycetes, Microstromatales, Microstromataceae. Bases 1 to 1005 code for a protein of 334 amino acids. The transcript is spliced from 4 exons.